AUGUCUGUCAUCGAGCUCAAGAGCAAGGCCGAGUUCAACGAACUCAUCAACAAGACCCCCUACGUCGCUAUCCAGGCCCACGCCACCUGGUGCGGCCCUUGCAAGGCCAUCUCCCCCUUCUACGCCAAGCACGCCGACGCCCUCGCCAUCCCCGACAAGUACGCCUUCGCCAAGUUCGACACCGAUGACGUCCCCGACCUCGCCUUUGAGCUCGGCGUCCGCUCCAUUCCCGCCUUCUACUUCUUCAAGAACGGUGACAAGGACGAGAGCCUGGUCGGCCCUAUCCCCCCCAAGCUGAAGACCCUCGUCGAGGGCUACGCUGCCGAGGCCAAGGGUGAGGCCGGCGAGGAGAAGCCCGCCGAGGAGAAGAAGGAGGACAACACCCUCAAGACCGACGAGAACUUCUAA
Molecule: messenger RNA, 408 nt
Organism: Fusarium keratoplasticum
Lineage: Eukaryota; Fungi; Ascomycota; Sordariomycetes; Hypocreales; Nectriaceae
Product: Thioredoxin domain-containing protein
Exons: 1
Coding region: 1-408 (135 amino acids)
Source: RefSeq, a predicted model, not a curated record